Molecule: messenger RNA, 13234 nt
Organism: Lymnaea stagnalis (great pond snail)
Lineage: Eukaryota; Metazoa; Mollusca; Gastropoda; Lymnaeidae
Source: the annotation of a GenBank genome assembly
GUCAAAAAGUACUUCCGGAUCCGAUUCCUUAACCAAUUUUAAUAAAUAAAUCUUCAAAAUGUCGGUACAGUCAUUUGUAAACAAAAGAAAAAAGACCUUUAUUGGUCUUGCAGCUCCUCUUGGUUAUGUUCCAGGUCUUGGAAGAGGGUGAGAUAAAUUAAAGAAUGUGUUUAAAUGAAUGAAUCUGUAUUUUCUAAUAAAUAUGUCUGUAAAUUAGUGUGAAUGUUCGAUUUUUUUUUCUGUGUCGUCGUAUUGAGUAUUGUGUGAGUGUGGCCGUGGCGGAGAAUGCACAGUGCAGCACAGCACACACUGACACAGUAGAGUGAGUAGUGGCAGUAUUAUUAUUAUAUAACCAGAUAUUGAAAAGAUGUGUGCUGUGACUUACUCUUCUGUCUUCUUACUGAUCAUCAGUUACUUGAGUCAUGACAUGAGUAUGAUGAGUGUGACUCUGUCUACUUACUACUUGGACUUGAAACUACUGUUACUGUUACUUCUUACUAGUAACUUGUGUAACUAAAAAAAUUGUUAGUGCCCUGUUAGUGUGUACUUGAUUUUAAGCUGAGGAAUGUGACUAUCCGUAUCUGCAGUUUCUAACAUUACUAGAUCUAACAGUGUUAUACCACUUCACCAUCAGAGUUUCAAAAGUCAAAAAUAGGCCGGUGACAGUGGAGAAAGGGAUACUGGGUUUUCACUGGUUCAGUGACAUAGAAAGUGGGAGUGGGUACUUUUUUCUUGUUGUGCCAGACCAACCUCCAUUUAGGUAAUCAACAAAACUUUGUUGGUUCAAAUGUUGGGUGAAAGGACACGAGUCAUGCCACCAAGUAUAAAAAAAACUCAUGUCUGCUAAAUUCCUAAAACUAAACCUAACCCUAAAAAUAUCCCUAAAUCUAACACUAAACAAAAAUACAUGUGCGGCUACAGUUACACACUGACACUGUGGCAAGAAAACUGUAAAAAUUAAGAAAAACAAUACAAAAUAAUUGUAAAGGACAUAGCUUUUAGGUUUAAAUAUUUAUCAAUGAGUGUGUACAAUUUGUGUAUGUGUGUGUGUGUGUUUCGGGGCGGAUGAGUGGGGGUGGGCAGGCAGGCACUAAGUUUAAUGGCUAAUGGUGAAUUUGCGCAGAUAAAGACUUAGCAUUCAGGUUUGGUAGAGUUGUAGAUUUUAGGUUAGAUGUUUUUUGUCAAAAGCUUAUUUAAUUAAAUUUGCAUGUUUUCUUUUGCUAAUUUGUGACUUUUUUUUCUUCUUUAAAUUUGUUUUGAUUUUUUCACUCUUUCCAAUUAAUUAUUACAUGUCAUAGAAACAAAGAUGGCAGCCAUAUGAACAAAAAGUAGUGCAAAAACACGGAUCACUGGGAAACGUCAAGCGUACAUUUACCAGUUUUAGUGUGUAGCAUUGCUACAUGGUCUACACUUAACACUAAUUGACAAGACAGUUUUGGACUGUUAGAUUGCAUUUUUUGUGAUCUACACUGCUGUAACUUAAUAAAAUUAUAUUUUGAGUGCUGUCCCUGAGUUUUUAGGUCUGUUUUUAGGCAAUUUUAUUUAAUCUCAAGUCCACUCGGUCCUAGAUAGGUCAGAUUACAGCUGCCGUAGCAAAAGGUUAAGAAAGGAGUUCUGUUUGGGUGCCGGGAAAAAAAAUACCAAAGAUUUAAGAGAUGGUUAAAUCUAUAGUCAUUGGAGGUGCAGGUAGAUUGCAACUUAAUUUGUUAUAAGAAUGGCUUUUUAACUUUUAAUAUUUUACAUUUGACAGAGCUACAGGGUUUACAACACGAUCUGAUAUUGGCCCAGCCCGAGAUGCAGAUGACAUUCCGUAAGUAAUGCAACUUUAAUAAAGAAUAAAUCCAUUUAUAUUUUUUACUCUUAAUAAUUGCAGCCCAGUCUAUCACGUUAUAUAGCACUUAGAUUAGUUUUAUUAAUGAUUAUAAACACUAUUUAUUUCCCUUUACUUUUCUAAAAUAUUAACAUUUUGCUGAAAAUUUUCCAUUUGCAGGGAAGACAGACAUGCUCCCCCAAAUAAGAAAAAUAAACAAGACAAAGAAGAAGAUGAUGAGGAUCUCAAUGACGCCAACUACGAUGAGGUUAGGCUUGUUGUCAUUUUAUUCAAUCAUUUUACUUAUUUCAGACUUUUACUUUGCAAGUGCUAUUCAUUAAAAAAAAUACAUUGCUAAAAAUAUAAAGUUAAUGUAAUUGCAUGUAAGCUUCUUACAAAGUUCUCUCUGCCAGAAAAGUCAUUACGCUAUUUUUGACAUGCCUGUUCUGCCUCAAUGUGCUAAUUAAGCCAGUUGUUCCAAAACUGACUUAGUAUUAAUGUAGCUAUAUAUUUUUAAGCAAAAUAGCAAGAACAAAAAUAAAUUUGUGGCUUUUUAAAAAAUCUUACUCUACUGCUGAUAUUCAGUCUAAAACAUUUAAUUACAUCUUAGUAUUUCCUAACAGUUCGAUCUACCUUUAUAUACUUAAUCUUAUCAGCUGAAACAUUAAAAUGUUAUUCUAGUUCUCAGGCUACGGUGGCAGUUUGUGUAGCAAGGAUCCUUAUGACAAGGAUGAUGAAGAAGCGGAUGCUAUCUAUGAAGCUGUGGACAAAAGAAUGGAUGAGAAGCGCAAAGAGAGGCGAGAGGAAAAGCUGAAAUUGGACAUUGAGAAAUUUCGUCAGGAGCGGCCUAAAAUUCAGCAACAGUUUUCUGACCUGAAAGUAUGUUGUGUUGUGUGCUUUCUUAUCUUUGUCAUGUGUUGUCAUGUAAUUGCAUGUAAGUUUGCACUGGAUUAGUUUUAUAUUUUAUUGUGCUCUGAUAUGUUUGAAUUAAGCUAUAUGAAAAUAGAAUUAAACUACAUGAAAAUAUUAAUGUCUUAAAUCAAAUAUAUUUUUGCUAUUAUCCAUAGCUGUUUUUUGGACUGCAUUAUUCUCUUGCAUAAACAAAAUGAAAGCCUUUAAAUAAAAAAAGCCUCUUAACAGUAAUCUUAAAGGCACAUAUUCUGUAACAAAUACUAAAUAAAAUAUUCUUAUGCUGUUUACCAUUAAAAUUUAUGUUAUAUUAUGCAGAGAGACUUGGCAAGUGUAACAGUUGAUGACUGGAAUAAUCUUCCAGAGGUUGGAGAUGCCAGAAACAGGAAACAGCGAGUGGGAAGAAUGGAAAAGUACUGUAAUAUUUGUUUUAAAAAAUGAAUUAAACGUGUUAUUUUGUUUGUUUAAAGUUUGGCAUGAUCAAGUAUCAAACAGAAUUAAUUUAAUAUGUAUACAUUUUCUAAUUUUUACACUGUAUUUGCACUUCAUCUCGAAAGUAAAAGCUAUCUUUUUUUUUUCCCCCAAAUUUAUUUUGAAAGCUCAACACUUUUAAAGAUCAGUAGUGCGUUAGUAUCAGGGUUUGGCAACCUUAUGCACCAGUUACUUAACAGAUUACAAUAUCAUUUGGUCUUUUGACUAGUUAGUGGCGUAAAUGGUACUAUCAUGCCAUUGCUUUUAACUCUCAGAUUUACACCAGUACCUGAUAGCGUCCUUGCUAGAGCAGCUUCUCAGAACAGCAUGAACUCAACACUGUCGGAGCAGGAUCAGGUUGGCCAUGAAAUAAGCUUGCAGAUGAAUAAAUUUAAACCUUAGAUUUAUCACUUAACUAAUAAUUUCAAAAGCCCAGGAUGAAUUUAUCCAUCUAAUUGAUUUUGCUAGGCAAAUGUUCAUUUAAGGAGGUGGUGGUGGUAGGGAUUUAUUUUCUGGUGUUUUAGAAAGAUUUUAAAAGGUGAAUGUUUGUUGUUGUUUCUUUUCUAAUGAAGAAGUAUGGUGGCAUAACAACGCCAUUUGGGGCCAUUACACCUUUAGGAUCUGCCACCCCAAGUGCUGACAUUGACAUGAAGAAAAUCGGUCAAGCUCGAAAUACACUAAUGGACAUCAAGUUGACCCAGGUAAGUAACCCAUCCAAUGAGAUUUACAUUGCUUUAUUAUUCUAUAGUUCAUAUCAUUUCAUUUACUAUUUUAAAAAAUCUUAUUCUUAUUUACUCACUGUGAGCAUGUAACUAGCCUAUGUCUGACUCUAUAAAUUCUUUCCCUAAUUCCAGGUGUCUGAUUCUGUCAGUGGCCAAACUGUAGUAGAUCCCAAAGGAUAUUUAACAGACUUACAGAGUAUGCUGCCGUCCCAUGGAGGGGAUAUCAAGUAGGUUGCAAAGUUCCCUGGAUUAAACAAAAAGCCAUCUAGGAGGUUUAAAUAUUAACUUUAACAGCUUAGCCAUUCAGUUCUGUGUAACCUGUCUUCUGUAUAUUUUAAUCAUUGACAUUUUAAUUUUAGUUAAAAGCAAAAACAAGCUUGAUGAAAUUAGUUCUUUUUAGACAUUUGUUUAUAAAUAUUAUUGCAUAUCAUUAACAAGAACCGUUGACAUCAUUGUUUUAUUUGACUUGUUUCCUCUAGUGAUGUCAAGAAAGCUCGUCUGCUGCUAAAGUCUGUGAGAGAGACUAAUCCCAAGCAUCCUCCAGGUUAGGAAAUGAAAUUUUCAUUGUCCGUAUAAGACUUUGAUGUUGUAAUCCGCAUUUUUAAUUGAAAAUUGGGGCAUGAGAAAUUGAAACCACUGUUUCGCAGGCUAACCAGGUAUUAAUAUGUCUAGUUUUUUUUAAAUGAGAUUAAACAAACCAAUGAUAUUAAAUACUUGAUUUGAAAGUGUAUCUGGUCUAUAUUAAUCAUAUCCAUCUACAUUUCAACCUGAAGUAUUUUGUUAUUUACAUCACAUCUCAACCCAUGAAGAGCAAAAACCAAGUAAAUGUGAUCCAAUCAUUAUCUGAAUGAGAGGCACCUAGUUUCUGUUAUUGUAAUAAGUUAAUAGGAACAAAGAUAUAAGGUAAGAUUCUAUAUUGAUCCAAAGAAAGGGAGAUGUUUUUUUUUUUACAUUGUACAUAUUCAUUUUCAGCACAUAAAUACAUCAUUUUAACCAAGGCAAUAUUUUACAAUCAAUACAAUUGAAACACAAGGUGUAUGAAAGCUUUUUUCUGCUGCUUUAUGACUUAUCUAAGAAAUUAAUCUAAAUCUGGUUAAAACUGUAAAAGCAGUUUGAUUAAUAAUCCAGAAAUUUUUAUUAUUUAUCCCCUGCAGCCUGGAUUGCCUCAGCACGUCUAGAGGAAGUUACAGGAAAAAUUCAAGCAGCCAGAAAUCUGAUCAUGAAAGGCUGUGAAGAAUGCCCCAAGAGUGAAGAUGUUUGGCUAGAGGCUGCACGUUUAAUGGUCAGUUUAUGAGCUUUAAACUGUUAUUAAAUUACGUAAUGCAAACAAAUGUACUCUUUCAUAGUUUAAAAAGAAAUUUCAAAAGCAGUUAAAAUUUUAUUUGUAAAUUAAUGAGAUUUUAGAAAGUACCCUUAAGCAUCUCUACUUAACUAAUUUUGUAGCUGUUGCAAUGGGAUCCUGACAAUAUUAUUUGAGUUUUAUUCGCUUAUUUUUUUAUAAAUAUGUGGCAAUUUCUAUUGUGAACUUACUAAAGCAAAUUUCUUAAAGGUCUCAUUGGAAAAAAGAUAUGUGAGAACCGCUCUGUAAUGAGUCAAAUUUUUAUUCACUCUAUGAUUUUAUGAUUACCUUCAUCUCAUCUUUAAAUUUUCGGUUCCUUCUGCCUUACAACAAAUUUAUUUGAUGUAUGUUUUGACAGCCGGGUGACCAAGCUAAAGCUGUUGUGGCCCAGGCAGUAAGACAACUUCCGCAGUCUGUACGAAUAUGGAGUAAGGCAGCUGACCUUGAAACAGAACUCAAGACUAAGAAAAGGGUGUUUAGAAAAGGUAAGCUCUAAUAGAGAUGAUUUGGUAAAUGUUAAAGUUUCUUAAAUUACAUUAACCCAUUCCCUGCAUUUGCAACUAUGUGCGUGGAAGGGGGGGGGGGCGGUCACGACAAAUGUUUUCCUGACACACCUCUCUCAUUUUUUAUGCAUAAUAGCAUACCUUGAGACUUUCGGGGAUGGUGUGAUUCUGUGAUUUUGAUAAAAAAAGUUUUUUUUAUCUUGUUUUACUUUCAAGUUCUGUGCACUUAGAUCUAGCACGUGUUAAUGUUAUAUUAUUCUUACAGUUAAAACUAAUUCAUUUCUGGAUCAUUUAUUCUUAAUUCUUUAAAAUUAGGUAAUACUUAGCAGCUAAAUUUUUUUUUUACAAUUAAUUUAAAGAGGAGCUAGCUAAAUUUUUGUUUACAAAUGUAAAAAGGAGCUACUUCCCUUUGUUCAGGAAUAUAAAUAAAGUAUGGAAGUAGCAACGCCUAAGGGUAUGAGUUAAGGUAAUUUCAUUUUACUGUCUUCAAUAGCUUUAUAAUGUAAUGGUCUUAUUGUUCUUUUAGAUUCAUGUGUUAAAAUGAAGACAGUUAAUUAAUGCUUAAUCCUUGAAAAUCAGCUUUAGAAAAUAUUCCCAACUCUGUGAGACUCUGGAAGCAAGCUGUUGAGCUUGAAGAUGAGGAGGAUGCCAGGAUCAUGCUUAGCCGUGCAGUUGAAUGUUGCCCAACCAGUGUUGAGGUAUGUCCAUUCUGUCUUCAUAUGCACUGAGCUCAAAUAAUGUAGGACUAGAGUAAAUCACAAGUCUGUGCUAAUAGAACUAUGGCACCAUCUUGCAAAAUUUUAUUUUUAUUCCUACAACACUAAAAAAAGUAGCAUUUUAAACAAAACAAUUAAAUUUGGUGAUAUCAGCGUUCCAGUGAUUCUUAAUUGAAUAACUGAGACAACUUUAAAAAAAAAUUUAUGUACCUUAAAGAUCUUUCUCUUUCUGUGCCCCCAAACAAUGAAAUUCUCUCCCAUUAUACAUCUGCAAUAUACCGACCAUCCAAACCUUUAAAACUGCACAAGACACAUCUCUUCAAACUCUACUAUUCCAACUAAUUCUCACCCCCCCCCCCCCCCCCACCCCCCCCCCCCCUCUGACUGAUAAAAAAUGCUCAAUGCUGCUGGGUGCCAUCCAUGGCUAGACGGGGGUAAAUAGUGCAGGGUGGGUGAGGUCAAUCUUUUUUACAAAGCUAUUUUUAAAAGAAUAAUUUUGUGUAACUGUUUUUAAUAUCAUGUUUCUUUUUUUUCUUUUUGCUAAUUUUUAUGUGAAACGUGGUUAGCCUUGCCUAGGCUGGGGUAUUGCACUAUACAAGACCACUUUAAUAAUAAUAAAGAUAUUUCCAAAGGACAUUUCAAAUAACAGAUAUUCACAAAAUCAAACCCUUUAAUUUUUUCAAUAAGUUAAAUAAAAUCAUUAAAUAAGUUGAUUUCUUUAUUCAGCUUUGGCUAGCUUUGGCUCGUUUGGAGAGUUAUGAAAAUGCCAGAAAGGUUUUGAACAAAGCCCGUGAAAGCAUCCCAACGGACAGACAAGUGUGGAUUACUGCAGCUAAACUAGAGGAGGCUAAUGGAAACUCUCACAUGGUAGAGAAGAUUAUAGAGAGAGGUAAUUUAAUAGCUAUUAAUUUUUUCUAAUAAUUUUUUUUUCUUCUAAGAGUCAUUUCCCAAAGUUGGCUGUAUGUUAGCUUAGGUUGUAGAUUCAACUAUGCAAUGAGUAUAAUAAGUUCACUAUCAUUGUACAUUUUUCAAAAGUACAAAAAUUCAUUUGCAAACAUAAUCAAAAUAGGCAUCUGCAAUAUUUAAAAACAUAAUAAUUUAUAUAAAUAUAAGUUUGAAGUUCUGCUAAAUUUUGGUUUCUUCAUGUCGUAAUUUUUGUCCAGCUCUCAACUCUCUUCGAGCUAACAUGGUGGAAAUCAACAGAGAGCAUUGGAUCAAAGAUGCAGAGGACUGUGAGAAGAGUGGUAGCAUACAUACAUGUCAGGCAAUCAUGUGAGUUUUAGCUGUGUCAGUUGGGGCAGCUAGGAGGACAACAGUAAAUAGUGCAGUUGGUGGGUGGGGAGGAUGAGAAUGGCAGUAACUAGGGCAGCUGUAAAACACAACAAAAUAUUUUGGGGGGGUGAAGGGUUCAGAUUUGGGUGCAAAUAAAAUUCAUUGUCAUAUAACUGAAAAACAACUGCCUGAAAAAACAAUGUCAGAAGCAAGAUGGUAAAUACUAGGUUAAUAUAAAUAAAGCAACUUCUUAAAAUAGAAAGCAAUUUAUUAUCUAGAGCAGGGAUGGGCAAAAAUUGUGUUUGUAGGGCCACAUUGACAAAUGAAAAUUAUUGGAGGGCCGCUUAGAUAUUUUGCCAUAUUGGCAUUACAUUGCGAAGGUUAAGGACUGUUUACAAAAAUAGAAAAUUGGAAAGAAAUUUUAUAACAAAUGUUAAAACAAUCAUAACGGUACAUGAAAUUCUGUAAAAUUCAACGACAUAACUUAAAAAACUAAGCAUUUUUUUUUAUUUUUCUAAAUGCCCUCUGGGGCCUCAUAAAAUCAGUUGCCGGGCCGCAUGUGCCUGCAGGCUGUAGUUUGCCCACCCCUGUUCUAGAGGCAAUCAGAUGAAGCCAGUGUUAAUUGAAGAAAUGUAUAUAUAUCAUCCUCCACAAUGGCUUAUUUUGUAGCUUACAUAUUUUUUUUUAAAAUGUCAUAACACAUUAUAAAUUGAGAUUAAAAUAUUGGCAAAUGAGAUUUUACAAUUAAAAAAAGACACCAAAAAAUCAUUUUUGAUACUUCCGGUACCUUAAAAUGUCUGAACUGAAGUGUUAUGCAGGAAAUGUUUAAAUUUAACAACUCUUAGUGAACUUUUUCUUUCAGAAUUGUCUGAACAAUAUACUGAGAAAAUAAAACUAAAUAAUAGAUACUAUAGCCCAGAAAUUUGAAUUUGUUGAUGAUUUUGAGACUAUAACAAGACCAGCCAAUGGUACGGAACCCUCAAGGAACAAGAGGACAAGAAGACCCAAAAACAGCUCGACAAGAGAGGUCGACAAAGAUUUCAAUAAGAUUAGAAAGAGAUGGAAUGACUUAAAGAAGAUACCAAGGGACUGGAAAGGCUUGGAAAGAAAUUUGUUAAUGGCCUAUGCUCCAUUGGGAGUUGAACAUGCAAAGAAGAAGGAGGAGGAGAACACAAGAUAUGCAGCAGUCGACCAUUCCUGAUAUGUGUAAAUCUUAAUCUGUUUCAUUUGCAGUAAAAUUGUGAGUUUCAAAUUUAUGACAUUUUUUAUUUCUCUUAUUAUUUGCCAGCCGUGCUGUAAUUAGUGUUGGUAUUGAAGAAGAAGACAGAAAACACACUUGGAUGGAAGAUGCUGACUCAGUGAGUAAUAUAGACAUUCUAGUGCUGGUUCAGUAGUUUAGACAUUCUAGUUCUGACUCAUUGAGUAAUAUAGAUAUACUCGUGGUCAGGUAUUUGUUAAAAAAUGUAACAUCUGAUAUUAUAAGUGAAAUUAAAUAUGGAUAUUAAAGGAGCUCAUGGAAUUUUUUUUCUAAAAAAACAAGUAUGAAAAUUCAUUGUUUAGGACUUUUAAUAUUUUAGUUGGCAACAAUCAAGUGUGUUGAAAAGGGGGCAAUUUUUUGUUUAUAUUGCAGCAUUAUCAGCCAACUGCAUAUAUAUGUAUAUUUUUUUUUUAGGGUUUCUGCAAAACUCUUCUCCUGUCCUGGGAGGCGCUAUCCCUAGCCACAUCACUGGCAACAGUUACUGCAGUAAAGAAUCUGGGAGGCGCCAUCCCUAGCCACAUCACUGGCAACAGUUACUGUAGUAAAGAAUCUGGGAGGCGCCAUCCCUAGCCACAUCACUGGCAACAGUUACUGCAGUAAAGAAUCUGGGAGGCGCUAUCCCUAGCCACAUCACUGGCAACAGUUACUGCAGUAAAGAAUCUGGGAGGCGCCAUCCCUAGCCACAUCACUGGCAACAGUUACUGCAGUAAAGAAUCUGGGAGGCGCCAUCCCUAGCCACAUCACUGGCAACAGUUACUGCAGUACAGAAUCUGGGAGGCACCAUCCCUAGCCACAUCAUUGGCAACAGUUACUCUGAGUUACUGCAAUACAGAAUCUAUCUGCAAAAAAUAAAUUAGAACCUGUGCUGCCGUUUUAUCAGUUUUAUGGGUUAUCUUAUAAUUAACGUGUUUGUUGCAUUUAACACACAUCAAAAGCAUGUAAUAUUUAUUUCAGUGUGCGUCUCAUCAAGCGUAUGAGUGUGCAAGAGCCAUUUAUGCCUAUGCUCUGUCAGAGUUCCCAAGCAAAAAGAGCAUCUGGCUGAGGGCAGCGUAUUUUGAAAAAAAUCACGGCUCAAGGUAUUAAUGUCACUAUUAGUUGAACGUCUUUUAAAGCCUUAGAUUGCCUUAUUUAGUUUCCUAUUUAACUUUUUUUUAAAAUUUGACUUUUAUCCACAGGCUUAACUCAUUUAAAAAAAGAAUUAUUACUUAAUACCAAAUGCACGCAUGCCCUGCAGUUAGUCUGUUUUUGCACAGUUGAAGAUCUGUAUAAUACACAUGAUUAAAUUACGUCAAGACUUUUAAGGAGGGGAAGUUAAUGGUUUUAAUCUUUUUGUGGUGUCAUGUUACGCAAAGAAAUGAUAUUUUUUGUGACCAAAACUAUAGUUAAGUAAUGUGGACAACCCCAAAUAAAAUACAUUUGUAAAUGAAAUUAAAUUAUAAUUUUGAAAUGGCAGCUAAUGUGAAACUUUUUAUGUUUUUAAUGUAGUCUUAGUUUAGUUUUCCAUUAUCAGUACAUCAGAUCCAACCUUGCAUGGUGAUUUGCAUUAUAUAAAAAUGAUACAAUUAUGUCAACCAUCUAAUCAGAAAAAUGUUUUCACAUUUUUUUUAGAGAAUCUUUGGAAGCCUUAUUACAGAGAGCAGUGGCCCAUUGUCCUAAAGCCGAGGUUCUCUGGUUAAUGGGGGCUAAGUCCAAAUGGUUAGCUGGAGAUGUGCCGGCAGCCAGAAGCAUUCUUGCCCUAGCCUUCCAAGCAAACCCAAACAGUGAAGAGAUCUGGCUCGCUGCCGUCAAGCUGGAGAGUGAGAACAAUGAGUUUGAGAGGGCCCGGAGGCUCCUUCAGAAGGCCAGGGCGUCUGCCCCCACGGCCAGGGUUUUCAUGAAAUCUGUCAAGCUGGAAUGGUGUCUCGGGGAGAUAAGGAACGCAGAAAUCCUGUUGGAGGAAGCUGUCAAACAUUACCCAGACUUUGCCAAGCUGUGGAUGAUGAAAGGUCAAAUAGAAGAGGAGGCUGGUAAGAGGGACGCAGCACGAGAUGCCUACAACCAAGGUUUGAAGAAAUGUCCCCAGGCUGUUCCACUUUGGCUGCUCUUGUCGAAGCUCGAGGAGUCCAACGGGCAGCUCACCAGGGCGCGUUCUAUUCUGGAAAAAGCCAGGCUGAAAAACCCGCACACAGAUUUACUCUGGCUGGAAGCUGUUAAAGUAGAAACAAGAGGUGGAUUGAAAAACAUUGCACACACCCUCAUGGCUAAAGGUAAGUGCUUCUGAUGUUGUCACUCAAAACAUUUGGGUUGGGCCGGUUUUUUACAAAUGGGAAAUUUGUUGUUUAAAAUCUUAUCAUAAAAAUGGAAAGAUUUAACUUUUUAAUCUCUCCAUUUCAGCCCUACAAGAAUGUCCGAACUCGGGCAUAUUAUGGGCAGAGUCCAUUUUCAUGGAGGCAAGGCCCCAGAGGAAGACAAAAUGUGUUGAUGCCCUGAAGAAGUGUGAACACAAUCCUCAUGUGCUCUUGGCUGCUUCUAAGUAAGUUGAUCUACCAGCCACUGUCAUAAUUUCAUGAGCUAAUCACUUUAUGACAUCAACAGUUGUUCUGACAUGCAGCUAGAUCUUUGAUGCAGGGAAACACCUUUUUUUUUAAUGAAUAACUUAUUUCCUUUCAGAAUAAAUUUUGAAAAUGAUUAUCUCCCCUUAUCUGGACCAAUUUGCUCAUUUGCCUAUUUUUUGGAAUGGAACUGUGAUUAAUCUGUUGUAAAAUAAAAUUAGUUUCAAGAUUAUAAAUUAUUUACAUAGUUCAUAAGUUACAGUUUUUUGAUUUUGUUACUGAAUCAUUUAAAAACAUUUUCAAAACAUGCUACUACAAGACUGAAUAACUUUAACUAUUUUUGAGUGGCUCACUAAAAGAACAAUAUAUAAUUAUAAGACUGGCCUUAUAAAUUUGCAUCCACUUGAACAGAAACUUGACACUAAUAAGAGAGAAUGUUUAACAUGUCUUAGAUUAACCAAUAUCAGGUGACUUUUUGUGUGUUUUUUUCACAGAUUAUUUUGGUGUGAGCGCAAGAUCAGCAAGGCUCGUGAUUGGUUUAAUCGCACUGUUAAAAUAGACCCUGAUCUUGGAGAUGCCUGGGCUUAUUUCUACAAAUUUGAGUUAGCUCACGGGGAAGAGGUAACUGGGAAAUAUACUUUACAUUAGAGUAUAUUUAUUUUUUAAAUUUCAGUCUGCCUCCUAUGGUGUGUGUUCUUGAAUCUCUUGGUGGACACCUUUCAUUUUGGUGACAUUCAUCACACACCCCACCCCUUCAAAAAAAAUUUUUUUUUAUCAUUUGGUUUUCUUUGCUGUACCCCCAAAAAUACUGUAUUGAUCUUAUCCCAGUUCAAGGACUGCUUAAUUAUUUGAAUUAUUGAAUAAUAUGAAAAAAUUAUAAAAAAAUAAUAGACUUAAUGAUCAGCAAAAAUGUCUAAGAUAACUAAAUGCACCUUUGCAAAUAUAAAACUCCCCAGAAACACCAGGAAGAAGUCAAGCAGAGGUGUAUAUCGGCAGAACCUCAUCAUGGAGAAAACUGGUGUCGAGUUUCAAAAGACAUUCAAAACUGGCGCCUGAAGACGGAAGAGGUGCUGCCUUUGGUGUCUAAAAUACUUACCGUCCCUACAUAGAAAAAAAACCAAGUUAUUUUUAUUCUUGUCGUCUUGAAAAAAAAUCGGAUGCCCAGUAAAAAGAGUGCUCAGUGGACCAUGUCUUAACAUUGUCCUUGUGUUCAACCAUAGAGUUUAAACAUUAUUCACUCAAACUAAGGGGCACAUCCACCUAGAAAAGUUAAAAUAAGCUAGCUAUUCAAUCUUGUAGGUUUUUAAAAAAAAAUCUAUUGGUAACAAUAAAUCCAUAAUAUCAUUAAUUAAGAUAAGGCAGAAUCCAAAAGGUUCUUUGUUCGAUGUUAAAAUUUUCAUUCAAUUUUUGUUACUUCAUAUCUUAGCUGUAGUUUUGUUAACUUAAAAAAAAACAAAAAAACUUGUCACUCCCUACGAUUUACAGUGAAGAAUAUUAUCUCAGCUUAUUAAAUAAUUACAAAUGUUUUAUUAUUUGUGUAGGCAGAUGUUAUAAAUGAAGUGCAGUUCCAAACAAAUAUUAUUCUUUUACAAUACAGGUGAAAAAAAAAUACUGUUUUUUUUUUAAAUUGUUGUAUUGAAAACUUGUAAAGAAAAAAAAUAAAUAAAAUGGAAUUGAUACUUUAAAAGUAUUUUUUUCUGCUC